Sphaerulina musiva SO2202 is the source of this 3970-nucleotide messenger RNA. RefSeq names its product coatomer alpha subunit. Gene Ontology annotation, molecular function: structural molecule activity; protein binding. NCBI's taxonomy places the organism in Eukaryota, Fungi, Ascomycota, Dothideomycetes, Mycosphaerellales, Mycosphaerellaceae. Gene Ontology annotation, biological process: intracellular protein transport; intra-Golgi vesicle-mediated transport; retrograde vesicle-mediated transport, Golgi to endoplasmic reticulum. Gene Ontology annotation, cellular component: COPI vesicle coat. The record is from RefSeq and is a predicted model, not a curated record. Bases 127 to 3792 code for a protein of 1221 amino acids. The transcript has 3 exons.
CGACGAACCUCCUCCUCCUCCUCCGCCCCCGCCUCCUCCUCCGCGCCUGCACCUCCGCAUCCCUCUUAGGGACUCUGGUUUCACAGCACAUGUCUGGAGCUGAGGCUCCCUCUGCACCACUUCCCAAUGGCUUCCAACUCUAGCCCCUCGAUGCUCACCAAAUUCGAAUCCAAGUCAUCGCGAGCAAAGGGAAUCGCCUUCCAUCCCAAGCGUCCCUGGAUCCUCGUCUCGCUCCACUCCUCCACCAUCCAGCUAUGGGACUACCGCAUGGGAACCCUGAUUGACCGCUUCGAAGAGCACGAUGGCCCCGUCAGAGGCGUCGACUUCCACAAGACACAACCUCUCUUCGUAUCCGGAGGAGAUGACUACAAAAUCAAGGUGUGGUCGACGCAGACCCGACGAUGCCUCUUCACGCUGAAUGGCCAUCUGGAUUAUGUCCGAACCGUCUUCUUCCACCACGAGCUGCCCUGGAUCAUUUCCAGCUCCGAUGAUCAGACCAUCCGCAUAUGGAAUUGGCAGAACAGGUCGCUGAUCUGCACCAUGACCGGCCACAACCACUACACUAUGUGCGCACAAUUCCACCCCAAGGAGGACUUGGUAGUCUCCGCCUCACUGGACCAGUCAGUAAGAGUUUGGGAUAUCUCGGGUCUGCGAAAGAAGCACUCUGCGCCAUCGAACUCCAUGUCGUUCGAGGACCAAAUAGCAAGAUCCAACCAGAAUCAGGCGGAUAUGUUUGGCAACACAGAUGCUGUGGUGAAGUUCGUGCUGGAGGGGCAUGAUCGGGGUGUGAACUGGGUCGCUUUCCACCCAACCCUGCCACUCAUUGUCUCCGCUGGCGAUGACAGGCUGGUGAAGCUCUGGCGCAUGAGCGAGACCAAGGCGUGGGAGGUGGACACAUGCAGAGGGCACUUCCAGAACGCUUCCGCUUGUGUCUUUCAUCCUCACCAGGAUCUGAUCCUGUCUGUGGGAGAGGAUAAGACCAUCCGUGUCUGGGACUUGAACAGGAGGACCUCUGUGCAAUCAUUCAAACGUGAAAAUGACCGCUUCUGGGUCAUUGCUGCACAUCCAGAGAUCAACCUCUUUGCGGCUGGCCACGACAAUGGCGUGAUGGUGUUCAAGCUGGAACGAGAACGUCCGGCCUCUGCUGUAUACCAGAACAAUCUGUUCUACAUCACCAAGGAGAAGCACGUUCGCUCUUAUGACUUCACAAAGAACAUCGAGAGUCCCUCCAUGCUCUCUCUGAAGAAGCUCGGCAAUGCCUGGGUUCCUCCGCGAACUUUGUCAUACAACCCUGCCGAGCGAUCUGUACUUGUCACAACGCCUGCGGAUAGCGGUAUAUACGAGCUUAUGAGCUUGCCGCGCGACGCAUCUGGCGCUGUGGAGCCGACCAGCACGCAUCGUGGAAGCGGCAGCUCUGCAGUCUUUGUCGCAAGAAACAGGUUCGCCGUGUUCAAUUCGCAAAACCAGCAAAUUGACAUCAAGGAUCUCCAGAACUCCACGACCAAGACUAUUAAGCCACCCACCGGCACUACUGAUAUGGUGUUCGGCGGUACUGGAUGUCUGCUCCUUAUCGCCCCGACACACGUCUAUCUGUACGACAUUCAGCAGAAGAAGCAGCUUGCCGAGCUCGCCGUUGCUGGGGUCAAGUACGUCGUCUGGUCAUCAGAUGGUCUUCAUGCUGCAUUGCUUAGCAAGCACAAUGUAACGAUUGUGGACAAGUCGCUCAAGCAGAUCAGCACUCUCCAUGAGACGAUCCGUAUCAAGAGCGCUACUUGGGACGACGCAGGUGUGCUUCUUUACUCCACUCUCAACCACGUCAAGUAUGCACUGAUGAAUGGUGACAAUGGCAUUGUCCGGACACUCGAGCAUGUCGUAUAUCUCGUUCGUGUCAAGGGUCGCAGCCUCUACUGCCUCGAUCGCGCCUCCAAACCAAAGGUGCUCACUAUCGACCCCACCGAGUACCGAUUCAAGCUGGCCUUGGUCAAGAGACACUACGAUGAGAUGCUGAACAUUAUCAAGAACUCGAGUCUUGUUGGGCAAAGUAUUAUCUCCUAUCUGCAGAAGAAGGGCUACCCAGAGAUCGCAUUGCAGUUCGUGCAAGAUCCACAAACACGCUUCGAGCUGGCCAUCGAGUGCGGCAACCUUGAUGUUGCGGUCGAGAUGGCACAACAGCUCGACCGUCCCAAGCUUUGGCAGCGAUUAGGGACGGAGGCUUUGGCGCAUGGCAACCACAAGGUCGUGGAGAUGACCUACCAGAAACAGCGUAACUUUGACAAGCUUUCAUUCUUAUACCUGACCAUCGGCGACCAAGAGAAGCUCAACCGCAUGGCCAAGAUCGCAGAACAUCGCGGUGAUGUUACGAGUCGCUUCCAAAACUCCAUUUACUUGGGUGAUGUGCAAAGCCGGAUAGAUAUGCUGAAGGAUGCAGACCAAUACCCGCUAGCAUAUGUGACUGCGAAGGCACAUGGUUUGGAAGAUGAAGCUCAAUCUAUCCUCGAAGCGAGCGGCUUGACCGAAGAAGAGGUCACACUGCCAACUCUUGGAAAGCCUGUAUCACUGCCAAAAGCUGUGAACCCCACGUUCAAGGACAACUGGUACACGAAACCAACUGGCACCAAUGCUUUCGAGAAGGCUCUCGCCGGCGAAGAUGGCGACGCCAUUGUAGACACCAAUGGGUACGGGGAGGAAGACCUGCCCGAAGACGUGACCGCUGCUGGCAAUGGUACAUUGGAUGAGGACGGCGACGAUGAUGAUGCUGCCGAAGGCUGGGAUAUGGGUGAUGACCCCAUUGCUGAAGUCGAGGAGGAUUUCGUCAACGUGGAAGGUCCCGAAGCUGGUGCUGGCAGCAGCGAAGCCGAUCUGUGGGCGCGCAAUUCUCCGCUUGCAGCUGAUCAUGCAGCGGCGGGCAGCUUCGACACAGCCAUGAAUCUGCUUAACCGACAGGUCGGCGCCGUCAACUUCAAACCACUCGAAGCUCGCUUCCUGGAGAUUUUCCAAGCCACGCGCACAUACCUGCCCGCUAACGCUGGUAUGCCACCUCUCGUGAACUAUGUUCGCCGAACACUCAACGAGACCGACUCGAGGAAAGUCCUGCCUCUUAUUCCUCGCGACUUAGAGUCUGUGCUAGCUACAGAGAUUGCAAGUGGCAAGAACGCCAUGAAGGCCAAUAAACUAGAAGAGGGCAGAGCUGCUUUCAAAAAGGCACUCCAAUUGCUCAUGGUCAAUGCCGUCUCAUCACAGAGCCAGGCACAAGAGGCACUGGCAGCUGUUCAACAAGCAGCGCAAUACAUCCUUGCAAUGUCUAUCGAGCUUGAGCGCAGGACACUGACCGGUGGCUCAACCGACAUCAGCGCUUUCGACGAUGAAACCAAGAAGCGCAGUCUCGAAUUGUCUGCAUACUUCACAGUUCCAGACAUUGAGCCUCAACAUCAAACCUUGGCACUGUUCUCAGCGAUGAAUUUCGCCAACAAGAACAAACAACUCGGCAGUGUCCUCAACUUUGCCAACGCUCUGAUCGAGAGAGGCACUAACGCCAAAUUCAAGGAUAAUGCGCGCAAACUCAAAGCCAUCGCCGAACGGUCCCCCACAGACGCCAUCGAAAUUGAGUACGAUACCUACGCAGAAUUCGAGAUCUGUGGCGCUUCUUUUACGCCCAUCUAUGCUGGUGAAGCGAGCUCGAGCUGUCCAUUCGAUGGCACGAAAUAUCACACGAAGUACAAGGGUACUGUAUGCAAAGUUUGUGAGGUUUCAGCAAUUGGGGCUCCCAGCAGCGGUCUGCGCUUGACUGUCUAGGAAACGGGCAAGAAGAAGACUUGAUGGUAGAGCAAGGCGUACGACAUUGUGAUUACGGUCUGGCAAAAAGUGAGCCUCGAGAGAGACGAUUUGGGUCUACGAAUCGUGCAUUAGUUGUGCUGUAAGCAUUCUGAAGGUGAAAAUGAAACAAAGCCAUUCUUGAUCAUUAUACUUUUUC